Cylindrotheca closterium is the source of this 1983-nucleotide messenger RNA. Lineage: Eukaryota; Bacillariophyta; Bacillariophyceae; Bacillariales; Bacillariaceae. The record is from the annotation of a GenBank genome assembly.
AUGAAGGACGACAAAGAAACUAAGGAUGCUUCGAGAGUCGAAGAAAACGAAGACGACAUAGAGGUUGGAGACAUCAUAGUUCCAAAGGAUUCUUCUCAGCAGCAAUCGCAGUCGGAAUCAUCAGCUUUGUUGCGAGCCGAGAAACUUCGUCUAGCUCCCGGUUCCGAGCCAACCAUUGUUGCGCCUACUACGAGAUUAUCCUCCGUGCAAAGCAGCAAGACACCCGAGAAAGUUGUUCCCGUAGGUCUUUCGUCGCUGUCCAGUGAACGACUGCGCAUGGCUCCGGGCUCGGUACGAAUGGAUGGAAACUCUAUUAUGGAGCAAGUGGAAAAACCAGAUCUUUCUUCGUUGUCAGCCCGCAAAAGCCCAAAGACGGCGGAACCGGAUAUCGAAGUCUCUCCCGCGACGGUACCAAAUCAGUUUCAACAGCGUGGUGCUGUACGAGUUGGCAGCAUUGAUCAUUCGGGCGAAGUAAGGUUAUCGGAUAGUGACAAUGAUAUUGAAAGUAACAAUCAUAAUAAUAAUAAGCUUGUGGAAGCGGAGAUUGUCGAUGACGUGGAUAAUAUUCAAGAGGAAUUGCAACGACUGAGAGGAAGUCUAGAGCAAAUGAGAGAGGAACAACGUCGCAGCAUGGUACAACAGCGGCAGAGCGAAGAACCAAAGGCGGUUGUACUGGCAGUGGAGGAGACGAGGCGGAAUGGAAACAACAAGAAAAAGUGUUGCAUAGUUUUAGCAGUGUUGGCAGUCAUUGCGGCAGGGGUUGUGGGAGUCAUGUUUUCCGGAGUGAUCGACAAGACGGAAUCUACUUCUGCGGAAGCUUUAGUAGAAACUACUGGAGCACCCACAUCUACUAGCAGUACUACUCCCAUUGAGUCAACAUUAUCGCCAGCUCCAAUUGCGAUGGAAACGCCAGCGACUACUACUGUGUCUCCCACAAAACCACCCAUCUCGGCUCCAACAAUGGCGCCUGUGGUAUCUCCGACUACAACGCCCACACCUCCUCCCACCAAAGCCCCUACACCUGCACCCACUUUGGCACCAACCACCGGCCCUCCCGUUCUAAUGCCGGUGAUUCCUCCAACCAGAGCACCCAUUGCAGCUCCUACAUUAGCACCUUUACCUCUUCCUACCAAGGCACCCACGCCUGGUCCUACCCCGAAUCCUACCAAUGCACCAACUCCUCUUCCUACCAAUGCACCAACCCCUGGCCCUACCCCGAAUCCUACGCUAGCGCCAACCCCUGGCCCUACCAAGGUACCCACCCCUGGUCCUACUCCGAAUCCAACGCUUGCCCCGACACCGGCCCCAACACCGUUUCCUACGGCACCUCCUACACCGGCUCCGACUCGAGAAACACUGGAAUCGAUACUGGUCGAUUAUGAACCCUUGAAUGUCCAAGCCAUUACCUGGCUCCAAACCAGCACUUGGCAACCAGCAGAGGGGGACCCCAACGCCAUUUAUUACUUGUUGGAACGAUAUGCCCUGGCGUCGUUGUAUUUCUCCACCAAUGGUGCCUCGUCUUGGACACAACGCGACAAUUGGCUGUCGCCGGAUCAACCCGUAUGCCGAUGGUUUUCCAAAAGUGACACCCCCAAUGACUGUUCGGGACCCAUGACAAAAUUGCAUUUAGGAUCCAAUGGUCUGCAAGGAAGCAUUCCACCAGUCAUAUUUAGUUUGACUUCCCUCACCUACCUAGACUUGUCGGCAAAUCAGCUGACGGGAGAAAUACCAGACACCAUUGGCAACCUGGGCACCAAUAUGCAAGAGCUGCGACUCGAAUCGAAUCAACUCUUCGGUAACAUUCCCACGUCCAUUGGUAAUCUAAAAAGUCUCGAGUGGCUGUACUUGCAAGAGAACCAGUUGACGGGUUCUUUACCGAUGCUUCCGUUUAUCGACUUUGCGUGCAAUCUCAAUGACAAUUGUUUCCAAGAUGUCAGGAACGCAGCCUCUGGGAACUGUCGGGUCAACAACAAUUGUUUAUAG